Molecule: messenger RNA, 723 nt
Organism: Danaus chrysippus (African queen)
Lineage: Eukaryota; Metazoa; Arthropoda; Insecta; Lepidoptera; Nymphalidae
Source: the annotation of a GenBank genome assembly
AUGUUAACAGUAGCUGCUUUGUUGUGUUUCAUCUUAGGUGCUAAUGGAGCAUCAGUUCCACCCUUCUUAACGCUGUGUAAGCGUGGUGACGAUGCUUGCAUUCUGUCCUCCGCCAAGACCUCUCUUCCAAUAUUUGCGAAGGGUAUACCUGAACUGGGAGUUAAGAGUCUAGACCCCAUGUACAUACCGCUGAUAGUGAGUGAUGAGAGUGGACUCAAGCUGAAGUUCAAGAACUCGACCCUCACUGGCUUGUCGGGAUGUGUUGUGGAUAAUUUCAAAUUUGAUCCUCUUAACAAGAAACAACAAAUGAAAAUGACUUGUGACGUGACUUUGACUGGAGACUACGAGGUUAAAGGACAAGUGCUGAUACUACCAGUGGAGGGAAAUGGGAAAUAUAAAAUAGAUAUACGUGGCAUCACAGUCAAAUCUCCCUUCAAUUUGUCUCAUAUUGAAAAGUCUGGCGUCUCUCACUGGAAAAUCGACGAGGAUUGGUCUAAGACCUUCAAAUUCAAAGUUCACCACGGAACUACCUUCCACUUUGACAACCUAUUUAACGGGAACAAAGUACUUGCUGAACCGGUCUUGGAAAUGUUGAACACAAAUUGGCAGGUCAUUAUGGAAGAAAUCUCUCCUCCAAUAGUCAAAGCUAUCAUUGGAUACGAAGUUGAAGCUGUGAACAGCUUGUUUAGUGCUGUGCCAGCUGAUGAGUUCUUCAUUCAGUAG